This is a messenger RNA of Hippopotamus amphibius kiboko, 1264 nucleotides long. It is a transcript of the gene ERP29, whose product is annotated as endoplasmic reticulum protein 29. Bases 168 to 953 code for a protein of 261 amino acids. Gene Ontology annotation, biological process: protein secretion. Lineage: Eukaryota; Metazoa; Chordata; Mammalia; Artiodactyla; Hippopotamidae. Gene Ontology annotation, cellular component: endoplasmic reticulum; endoplasmic reticulum lumen. The transcript has 3 exons. The record is from RefSeq and is a predicted model, not a curated record.
AUUUCCCCGCCCCUCGCGCGGCUCCUCCCUCUCACCCUAGGCCGGCGUGGGCCUGCCGGGGCUGGACACGUGCGCGCACCCGAGCCCGCCCUCCUAGACACGUGACUCCCGGCUCUGGGCUUCCUCUACUUCAGCGUUCCCAGCGCUUGCUGCCCGACUCCGGCGUGAUGGCUGCUGCUGUUUCCCGCGCCGCUUCUCUCUCCCCACUGGUUCCCCUUCUCUUGUUCCUCCUGCUCCUCUCUGCUCCGCAGGGCGGCAGCGGCCUGCACACCAAGGGCGCCCUUCCCCUGGAUACCAUCACUUUCUACAAGGUCAUUCCCAAGAGCAAGUUCGUCUUGGUGAAGUUUGACACCCAGUACCCUUACGGUGAGAAGCAGGAUGAGUUCAAGCGUCUGGCUGAAAACUCGGCUUCCAGCGAUGAUCUCUUGGUGGCAGAGGUGGGGAUCUCAGAUUAUGGUGACAAGUUGAAUAUGGAGCUAAAUGAGAAAUACAAGCUGGACAAAGAGAACUACCCAGUCUUCUACCUCUUCCGGGAUGGGGACUUUGAGAACCCAGUCCUGUAUAGUGGGGCAGUUAAGGUUGGAGCCAUCCAGCGCUGGCUAAAGGGACAUGGGAUUUACCUAAGUAUGCCUGGUUGCCUACCUGCAUAUGACACCCUUGCUGGGGAGUUCAUCAGGGCCUCUGGUGUGGAAGCCCGCCAGGCCCUCUUGAAGCAGGGGCAGGACAACCUCACAAGUGUGAAGGAGACUGAGAAGAAGUGGGCCGAGCAAUACCUUAAGAUCAUGGGAAAGAUCUUAGACCAAGGUGAGGACUUCCCAGCCUCAGAGAUGACCCGGAUCACCAAGCUGAUUGAGAAGAACAAGAUGAGUGAUGGGAAGAAGGAGGAGCUCCAGAAGAGCCUAAACAUUUUGACUGCCUUCCAGAAGAAGGGGGCUGAGAAGGAGGAGCUGUGAAAAGGCACUCCAGGGUUUUCCAGGGUUUGGUGGGGGUGGGAGGGGUAAGUUACCUGCUGACUGUGAGACCCUCCUGGGACAUAAGGGAGUGGUAGGAAAAGUGGCACUAAAUCAGAAAUCUGAGUAUACCCAGAUGUUGAUGCUGGCUUAGAACAUCUCUGUAAUGAGUCAGGUACAGCUGGAACACUUACUUAGAUGGCUUGUGUAAUUCCCCCUCAGAAGGCAUUGGUGCUAUAAAGAAGAGUGUACUGCCCAGGUUCUUGACAGGUAUAAUUCUGAUCUAAUUAAAGUUUCUGUUUUGGUUAAGUGGA